Molecule: messenger RNA, 2049 nt
Organism: Solanum dulcamara
Lineage: Eukaryota; Viridiplantae; Streptophyta; Magnoliopsida; Solanales; Solanaceae
Product: protein SHOOT GRAVITROPISM 6-like
Exons: 5
Coding region: 1412-1795 (127 amino acids)
Cellular component (GO): cytoplasm
Source: RefSeq, a predicted model, not a curated record
GUCACCAUAAAUACCAAUCUUAAAAUUAGUAGAUUCUCUGAAGGUAGUAUCAGUUGAUUUUCCUUCUUCCAUAUGUUUUUGGUCAUAUUAACUUUAUCGGGGCUUUAUUUCUGCGCUGCUACAAACAUCUGCUUCAUCUCUCAACAUUGUAUUAUGUAUCUUCACAUGUUUUUUGAGAAUUAUAUAUCUUCACAUGUUAUAUUUGUGACUAAUGUAUAGUUCUUUUGGAUUUUGUGCGAAUGGCAGACUUAUAAUGAAGUUCAGCAUUGUUUCCUAACAGUUGGUUUGGUGUACGCGGAGGAAUAGUUUUUCUUCCUUCUUAAUGUGUGUAUUUUCUCCUUUGUACAUUCCAACACAAGAACUUAAUGAUAUUUUUCUCUGUAUAUCACCUAUCAAGGAGGCAAUUAGAAGGGAACCAAAAGCUUGCAAUAGGGAAUAACACAACCUUUCUUCAUUUUCCUCCAAUUUUUUUGAACUCCAGAAUUCAACCUUUUCUUUCAAAAAAUAUGAAAUGGCAAACUUAGUAGUGAGACUUGGUUAUUUACAAGGUAAUUGUUCCACUAAAUAUUCGUGUAUUUGCUCUUUGCCGCUGUCAGAAAUGCAAGCUGAAAGAAGAACCACUGGCUGUUGGUGUACUUUCUGUAUUAAAGCAUUUAUUACCCAGGUUCUUUUUUCCACUUCAAUUUGGUAAUGUCAUGUUUAUCUUCUCUCUCCCUAUUUGACUGUCAUCGACUAAGAGACCUUUACUAAUUGAAGUUGUGAAGCGGUUAUUGGAUGAGCUUAAUUUAGGGCUCUGUAAGGCCCUUGGAGGGGUAUUUAUGAGUUGAAAAUUUAGCUGUAGUUACCUAGUUAUGAUGCAAACACAAACUCUACUUCUAGAUUCUAUGUGAUUGUGUUGCUUGCUUGUAGCUAAUUGUGGUUAUGGCUUCCCACUGUUACUUGGUUGGUCCUUUUGGAGAGUUGUUCAUUGAAUAUCUUAUUCGCCAUUCCACAAUGUUUGGUCUGCACAAAGAUAAUAUUGAGAGAUCUAGGGAAUUGAACUCGUCACCUGGUGGUUAUUACCCUUUUGUGUACAAGAAAGUGGAGGUAUGGAUCUCUGGUAAAAUAUUCUGGAACUUGCAGUGGGUGGUAUGUUGCCUCUUUUUCAAUAUUUCCACCAAUUUCAUCUCAUAUUCAUGGUUGUGUUGAGUUCCUUGCCCUUUUCCUUAUGCGUGAUAAAACAGAAGUGCUUCCCAUCAUUGUUUUGGGGUGGGAAAGGGAGAGGUGGUUUCCAUCAUUGUUUUUGUGGUUAGAUGAGAUGGUUUUUAUUCCCCAUCUAUGGGGAACUUCAACUUGAGUUGACUCCUGCAUAUGUUUUAAUUAGUGUGUCAUACUUUCUAUCAGAAUGUCAUUUUUUAUAUGCUAAAACUAUAUGAUGUUCGAAUUAUCUUAUAUGAAAAUGGAUGCUGUUACAUUGUCAGAAUUGAGGGCAAUCUGUGAAAAGGGUCUUCUUCUAAUAACUGUUACUGUCCCUGAGAUGGAGCAUGUUUUAUGGCCAUUUUUGUUAAAGAUGAUCAUACCACGAGUUUACACUGGUGCAGUUGCUACGGUCUGCAAAUGCAUAUCAGAAUUGUGCAGGCGUAGAUCCUCUCAAAGUGGUGCAGCGGUUUUAGAAUGCAAAGCUCGUGCUAAUAUUCCUUAUCCUGAGGAGCUUUUUGCACGCCUGAUUGUUCUUCUCCAUAAUCCUUUGGCUAGGGAACAGUUGGCAACCCAGAUUCUAACUGACCGUAGUACGGGACAGAUGAUUGGCACAUGACAUGAAUCACAAAGCCUUUACUAUCUUACCUCUUCAAAUUCCUUCACAGCAUACUCCGUUACAGAUCCUCCAGACCUAAUUCACAAACGUUUGGGACAUUCGAGUCUAUCCAAACUGCAAAAGAUGGUGCCUAGCUUGUCUAAUUUGUCUAGUUUAGACAGUGAGUCGUAUCAACUUGGAAAACACACUCGAGCUAUAUUUUCACGUAGUACUAAGGGUCAUUCAAAGUCUAUUUUUUUAUUAGUUCAUUCUGA